AUGCAGGACGUCAGCCCAACCAUGGCAAUGACGAUUGACUGCGACAAGUUGUUGUCGAUGCAGUCAGGGUGCUUGACCCCACUGCCUCCUUCCGUGAGCGCUUUUCACUUCAGCGGAAACGAGAGCAACGAGGAAGAUGCCGCGACGCCCACGAGGGACGCAGGCACCGUGCCGAUCGCGGGGGCCUUGCGCGAGAAACUGGUGCAGCUGGCUGAAAAGCAGUUGACAGAGGCGCCUCUAGGCCGCAAUUUCGUCAAGGUGCCCCUUCCGAGUCACAGUGCCCCGCCGCCCGCCCCUCACGCUGUUCCCAUUCCUCGAGAUUCCCGGGAAAAGCAGUUCACCGUGAUCUCCAAAGGGUCUGUUGGUCAUCCCUUCAACUGUGCAGCGGCCUGCAAGUACGUCAAGCGCAAGGGCGGCUGCCGAGAUGGCGCCGAGUGCCCGAAUUGUCACCAAUGCUUUUGGUCGAAGACAACCAAAGACGAGAAGAAGGCGGCAGCUGCAAGCGUGGAAGAGCAGCUGGCGGAGAAGUUUUUGAGACUCUUGCACGAGGAGCAGACCAUGCCUGUUGCCAGAUUCGAUGCUGUUCCCGAGUACCUUUCGAUGGCGCCCAACGUGGGGUUGGGCGUCCAGUUCGAUGCUGGGCAGUUUCCAGGAGAUGACGCAGGCGCGCAGCAAAGCCAGCCGGUGAACCCUGGAUCUCUGGGCCAUCCGUAUUGCUGCGGACCUGCGUGCAAAUACGUGCUGAAGACUCGUGGAUGCAAGGAUGGCGAUCUCUGCACGCACUGCCACCUCUGCCGCUGGACCAGGUAUGCUGCAAAGCACCACUUCAAGAUCUGA
Molecule: messenger RNA, 837 nt
Organism: Effrenium voratum
Lineage: Eukaryota; Dinophyceae; Suessiales; Symbiodiniaceae
Source: the annotation of a GenBank genome assembly